UAGUUAAAUGCCACGUAUUAUUCAUUUGCAAUCUAUGUAUGUAGAAUGUCUCGAACACUUUUCUCUUCAUCGUGACAUUGGUUCAUGAUCAAAAUAAUAAUUAUCAUAGAAUUUACGAUCAUUCUAAUAUAUUGAUGCAUAUAUAAAUACAAUGACUUCUACGAAACAGUUCAAACUCCUGUUUUGUGCUCUCGGCAUUUUUGUAUGUUAUUUUCAUUUUGGUAUGUUACAAGAAAAGAUCACACGAGGACAAUAUGGAGAUGAAAAAAAUAGUGAAAAAUUUACGUAUAUGUUUUCUUUAGUUUUCUUCCAAUGUUUAAUUAAUUAUUUAUUUGCCAAGACAAGUUUAUUAACAAUCAUGAAACAGGAUGAAGAUACUACUCCGAAAACUUAUUAUGCGCUUUCUGCCUUAACUUAUUUGCUUGCUAUGGUAUGUAGUAAUAUGGCAUUGCAAUUUGUUAGUUAUCCAACACAAGUUAUUGGAAAAGCUGGCAAACCGAUUCCUGUAAUGAUACUUGGUGUAUUAUUGGGAAAUAAGGUUUAUCCAGUGAGAAAAUAUUUAUUUGUCUUCUUGGUAGUCAUCGGAGUAGCUUUAUUUAUGUAUAAAGAUGUCAAUCCAUUAAAAAAGCAUUCAGAGGGACAAACAGUCAUUGGAGAAUUAUUGUUAUUACUUUCAUUAACAAUGGAUGGUUUAACUAGUGCUGUACAAGAAAGAAUGAAAUCUGAACAUAAUUCUAAAUCUGGCCAUAUGAUGUUGAAUAUGAAUGGAUGGUCUGUGAUCUUUAGUGGCAUCGUCAUUAUAGCUUCAAGAGAACUUUUGGAAUUUAUUCAAUUCUUACAUAAAUAUCCUUCUACUAUAUGGCAUAUAGCUACUUUUUCUAUAGCAGGAGCAUUUGGACAAUAUUUUAUAUUUCUUACUGUUGCAGAAUUUGGUCCAUUACCAUGUUCCAUUAUAACUACAACUAGAAAAUUCUUUACAGUUUUAGGCUCAAUACUUAUUUUUGGAAAUAGCUUGACUUCUAAACAAUGGAUGGGUACAUUAAUAGUAUUUUCAGGAUUAUUCUUAGAUUCUAUGUAUGGUAAAGAUAAAUCUCCCAAAAAAGAUACAACGAAGUAGCAAAUGAAUGCAAGCAUAUUAAUUAAAAGAUUCUAAUUUAUCAAAUGAUCUUAUAUCAUAAUGUUUGUAUAUAUACUGUAUGUUGCAUUAUGUUGAAUUAUAUUUUACGAAUAUUAUAAAAA
Apis laboriosa (Himalayan honeybee) is the source of this 1239-nucleotide messenger RNA. It is a transcript of the gene meigo, whose product is annotated as solute carrier family 35 member B1. Bases 152 to 1117 code for a protein of 321 amino acids. Gene Ontology annotation, biological process: UDP-galactose transmembrane transport. Lineage: Eukaryota; Metazoa; Arthropoda; Insecta; Hymenoptera; Apidae. The transcript is spliced from 2 exons. Gene Ontology annotation, molecular function: UDP-galactose transmembrane transporter activity; UDP-glucose transmembrane transporter activity. The record is from RefSeq and is a predicted model, not a curated record. Gene Ontology annotation, cellular component: endoplasmic reticulum membrane; Golgi membrane.